AUGCGGAUGACCCACUGGAACGCAAAAUUCCCGGAAUCGCAACAACUGGCUUCGUGUAAACACGCCCUGGAGCACUGCCCAGUGUACUGUCAAGCUAGUAAAAUGGCAAAGUGGAGCGGUAAAGAUAUUAUUACAUUGUUAGAAUUGUAUGAAUCGCAGGAAUGUUUGUGGAAUACGCAAAGUGAAAGCUACAAAAAUCGUGGGGCAAGGGAAAAAGCCAUCAAAUACAUGGUAGAAAAUACGCCAGUCGCAGCAACAGAGCAGGAUAUAAAAAACAAGAUAAAGGCUCUUCGAUCCACAUACAGCCAAGAAGUGGGGAAAAUUCGAGCGUCAAAGAAAUCUGUAGCUGGUUUGGAGGAUGUUUAUAAGCCGCAACUUGUGUGGUUUUCCAAGGCAGAUUCGUUUCUUCGUCAAGUUGUGACAUUGCGGACAACCUCUUCAAGUAUGGCUACAAAUACUCAAACAGCAGAUGAGAUGACACAAGACUCGGAUGAAGAAGGCCUGGGAAGACAACACAAUAUAAGCGAUGUUGCAACAUCUAUCACAAAUUCCAACAGAUCCGGUGGGCCGUCACGACCACAAGGGAGGGGACAAAAACGAAAGACGCCGUCAAGUGUGACAGCCGUGUCAACAGCUCUCCAAGAUUUACGAAAAAUAACCGAUGACAUAAACAAAGAAGAGGACGAAUUUGAUUGUUUUGGCAAGUUAGUUGCCUGUAAUCUAAAAAAAUUGCCAUUACAGUCAGCUCUGAACUGCCAGCUGGAACUGCAACAUGUUCUAAUGAAACACCGCAUGCUUGCUGCAACUGAGAGGCAAACUACUAUGCCUAACACAUCAUCUCUCGUCCAACAGCAAGUUCUCCCCAUUCAAGUAGCGAUUAUACUGACAUUUUGCAGCAAGCUGUAGCAAGCAUUUCAGAUGAAUCCGACAUGUCUUUUACAACAGAAAAAACAUAUACAAAUCUGUAGCAUAUUGCACCUUCAGUGUAAUUAUUAGUUUAUUGUAUGUUAUUAUUGUUUCAUCUUUGUAUACAAGUUAUUCAUGGGUAUUUCUUUUUAACUUUUUAACUUUAUGCUAUAAUGUACGUUUAUGAGUUACUACGGUUUGUAACUAAUAAAAUGUUGCCAAUUGAUGUGUUCAUUGUGUGUAAAACUAAUUACAUGAUGUUUCUUACCUGUAUGUAGUCUUUCAGUGCUGUGAAAACAGCGUCCAGAACUUCUGGAAGAAACAGAUAUAUAGAACAUUUGGGCACUCUGUACAAAUACUGCAACGAUGCCAAACUGUCUCCAGUUGCUAAAUAUCGUAAUGUAAUUUGCAGUUUCGUUCUUGCAGGAAGCGCUGGUCUCAUCAAAGUGUCUUCUUUUUGAAUAGCAUGUUUGACUUGCCCCAGUAGCCAUUCGAAAUUGUUUUCAGUCAUCCUCAAAUGGUUCGUUUACAUGUUGGGGUCCUCGUCAGCAAGUUCACGUAGAAGUGCCUCCGAUGCCCCUAAACUGUUGCGCCUACGAAUCCACUCUUUAACCCACAAUCUGCGCCUCUUAUUUUUCUGGUUAUGUAUUAUUACCUCUAAUUCUUCAAUCAGUAUAUUCGCAAUACAACUUACACCGCAGCGAAGAGCACUUUUAACACGACAUGGCGCCAUAUUGUUCUGCUACUACAACUGGAAACGUGUAGACGUGCACUGGAAUCACUAGCUGGGACAGCUCACUGGCCUGUGUUCUGGAUCCAGCUACUGUCGCCAGCUACUGGCCUAGUGUAAAUGAGCCUUUACUCUUAGCUUUCAGCAACGGCAAUAUUCUUCCCAAGCCCACAUGUUCAUAUCUGAUCCCGCGCACAUUUUUUUUUUUCCAUCUUUGUCUAUUACUUCUAUUCUCUCCUUUUUAUCUUAAGAACAAAGCCGGACAAGCUUACUAAUAAUACUGAAAACCUGUACACGCCACUAUUCAAAACGUUUACACAAAGAGGACAGCAAAAUAAAAUAAAUAGUACAUCUGAAAAGUAAAACGUAGAGAAGCACUACAUGACUGGGAACGAAAAAAAAAGCACACACGUUUUCAACCCAAAACGUUCGUGUACUUGUACCACAGUUGUCAAUAAUACGAGAAACAAAAAUAAAACUAUCUCGGUCAUCUCGGUGUACUAAGAGCUAUAAAACUACGUAGUAAGCAUAGAAUAAUUUGGUAAAUGUACCAUGACUAUGGUGGCAAUAAAAUGCUUGCGCGCGCGCGCGCCAGCCAGUUGUUAUCAGCAACGCAAACACAGCAAAGAGUUUUUCAUGGACCCGCGACAUCAAAAAUGGCUUCAUUAAAAUGUCAAACUUCUUAUAAAUUAUAGUAUUCAGAAUUUCAGUUAAUAAUUCGCUACAUACAAUUAACAAAGACUAUGAAUAAUAUUAAGCUGUAAAAUGCUACAGCAGGAACUUAAGAUUUAAUUUUUUCCCUGACCAUUUGAAAAAUUUCCUGACUUUUCCAUGACUUUUCCCUGCUGGCAAAAUUCCCUGACUUUUCCCGGUUUUCCCGGUUGGUCGCCACCCUGCAUGCGUAUAUCCAGCAACAGAACACACAGAAACAAGCCAGUGCUAAUGACAGAGAUCGUGCAUUGGAAAGAGAGAGUCAAUGCCCAUUAAAAUGCAUACUGUAAUCUAAAGAUAAGACAUGGUAUAGCAUUUGCCUGGAGUGAUUUUGUGAACACAUGGAAAACUGAAAUCACGAAUUGCGAGUCCAGAUUCUUACCUCUGUGCCACAUAGUAAAAUUAUUCAAUACUGGGUCUGGUGUUCUGGCCAUGUAGACUGUGUAACUGUGUGUGGAGUGCGGUUGGCAGAGAGCGUAAGACAAUGGACUCACGUUCCAGAGUAAACGAGAUCAAUUCACUGUCCUGCCAUCUUGAUUUCAGUUUUCCACAGUUUCUUGAAAUCACACCAGGAAAAUUCUGGGCUGGUUUCUUACUUAAGGGUAUCAAUGGGCCAAACGAAAACUCAAAUAUCAUUUGUGUUUAAAGGAUUCAAUAUUCAAAGAAAAAGAUUAGAGAAAAUAAAGUAAAUUAAAAAAUUCAACACUGAUAACGUCUGAAGUUUAAAAGGUAAAUAGUUUUCUUCACACCUAGCUUGUUAACAUUCCCAGAGAUAUUGUAAUUUAAACAUGUGUUUGAAUAAAAAAUUACAAUAUUUAUUGGUACUGGAAACUUAGUUUGUGAACCAAUCAUUUAAAGGGUAAAAUGUUUCAACACAAUAGUUUAUCAUUUUUUUAUUUACUGUACAUGAUUUUAUUUUUGACACCUAGAUUCGGACUCAGGAUUCGAAUUUAACCCAUCACUGCUUUUAACUAGAUGUUAAUUCCAAAUUUUAAAUUAAAAAAACUAUGUAUACUUCCUACUAACAUAUACAUAUCUGUUUCAGGAAGAACCAACUUUGAUGGACUUUCUUCGAUCUGCCUGUGAUCAAGAGAAAUCAUGCAUAAAUAAUUUUUUUUACACUUAAAAAAAUAUCUUUUACUUUAAUAUACUCCUAAUCAAAAGUUUUAUAUUAUCUAAAUAUUUCCAUUUAUAUGAACUUUUUAUUCAUUGAGUGCCAUUUUGAAGACUGUUUUUAACACUGCCAUAUUUAGGGGACUCAUUAUCUUGAAUCUAUCACAUAGUUGUAUUUUGUACACACGAGUGAGAAUUCACCAAUGCAGAAAAAAUAAAUUUUAAAAUAUUUUAAUCAGCCUUUA
Molecule: messenger RNA, 3705 nt
Organism: Bacillus rossius redtenbacheri
Lineage: Eukaryota; Metazoa; Arthropoda; Insecta; Phasmatodea; Bacillidae
Exons: 2
Coding region: 1-906 (301 amino acids)
Source: RefSeq, a predicted model, not a curated record